GCUUUGCGAGAGCGCUCGUUUUCUUUUCCAGAGCGAAUUUCCCUGCUGCGAGUCGCGUCCGCAAGGGCUCAGCCGCCCGGCGAGCUCAGCACCGCGACAGCCUCGUUAUGUCGGCCCGUUCCCCCAGCGCGGCCGAGCUCUGACUCACGACUUUGCACGCCCGGAGCUGGCAGGACGCCUCCUCCUCGGCCGUCCCAGCCGCGGCUGCGAAACAUUCCUUAAAUGUACAAACACUCCCCGGCCUCGCGGGCGGCUCGAUGCUAACCCGCCCGGGAAGCCGGCCCGCGCCACCCCGUGCAGCGGGUGCCCCCAGGCUUUCGGGAGCCGGGACGGAUCUCGCAGAUGAGAUGGAGGCAGAGAGGCAGCCAGGGCGUGGGUUGAUGGUCCCCUGGUCGGCGGCGUUGGCGUCCUCGGGGAGAAGAUGGCUCAGCCCGCGCACCUGAACCAGAACCUGCCAGAUCUCGGGGGCCCGUUCUUGUACAGGGACCAGGACGAUGGGGAGAAGAGCUCGUAUUCGGUGGAAACCCCCUACGGCUUCCUCCUAGACCUGGAUUUUCUGAAAUACGUCGAUGACAUCGAAAGCGGCCAAACUCUCAAGAAAGUGCCGCUGCCCCGGAGGGCGAAAGGGGCCAGGCAGCAGCCCGGCGCCCUGCGCAGCCCCAGCAGCCACGCCAGCGGCUGGACGUCCACCGAGUCCCUCACCUCCACGGCCAGCGAGGAGGGGAGGACCGCGGUCCUGCUGUCCCCGCAUGGCCGGGCGCCCUUGGAGACACGGGAGCCCCCGAGCAAAGAAGCCUCCCACCCCGUGUCCCCGACGCCGGCGCUGAGGCUGCUCCCGCCGCCCGCCCGCAAGAGCCUCGUGCGAAACCCCCGGGUGGAGAAGACCUUGCUGGAGACGAGCAGGAGGCUGGAGCAGGAGCAGGAGCAGGAGCAGGGCCACUUGCUGGAGAGCAGGAACGUCGUCACGCCCGGACCGCCCAGUCCCUCCCGGAGCAGCAGCUCGGCCGGCCCCGGCGGCGCCCCGGUCGCCCCGAGCCAGCCGCCCGCGUGGGUCCCCUCUGGCGGGAACGGCGACGGCCCGGCCGCGCUGAGCCCCUCGCUCACGGGCUCCACGAGGAUGAGCCCCUCCGCCUCGGGGCACAGCACGCCGGCCGCGGGGCUCAGCGCCGCGCAGCUGCAGCACGUGCGGGAGCAGAUGGCGGCCGCCCUCCGGCAGCUCCGGGAGCUGGAGGAGCAAGUGAAGACCAUCCCCAUCCUGGAGACGAAGAUCUGCGAGCUCAAGCAGGAGAAGGCGAAGCUGCUGGAGAAGCUGUCGAUGGAGCCGGGCGAAGCUCGCGGGGCGGUCGGCGGGGGCGAGCCGGAGAGCGACGCGGAGCCGGCCAAGGCGCGAGUGAGCAAAAUCGCGGAGCUGAGGAAGCUCACGGAGAAGCUGUCCGUGUCGGAGCGGAACGGGAAAGGCAGCCGGGCCGCCCGCCCCGCCAAGCCCGCCGAGAGGCCGUGCCGCUCCGUGGCCGUGGGCGAGGACCGGGACAUGAGCGACGCCGUCUUCUACUACCGGUCGCAGCGGCCGGGCCGCGCCGCGCCGGACGGAGGGGCGAGGGAGAGGAGGGACGCGGCGGUGUGGGUGCUGGAGUCCUCGCUGGGGCUCCCCACCGAGGCGGAGAGGGAGCUGGAGCUGCUGCAGCAGACGGUGGGCCACCAGAAGGAGGUGAUCGCCCUGAUGGAGGGCCACCUGCGAGAGGCCACGCGGGAGCUGGAGGAGCUCCGGGUGGAGGUGUGCGCCCGCCGGCCCCGGGGGCUGGCGGACAAGGGGGUCACGGCCAAGCCGCAGGUGGCCGAGGCGCUCGUGGAGGCGGCGGUGCCGACGCGGAGCCGGGCCGUGGGCGACCCCGUGGAGACGGCGGACCGAGGCGUGAGCUGCUCGCCGCCGACCGCCUCGGUGGGAGUCGGUUGCCGCUUCCAGGGGAGGGACGUGGCGGUCGGGCCCGACGCGGCGGCGGGACGCGCGGAGAAAGGCGCCCAGGCCGACCUAGGGGCGGUGACACUGGCUGGGGACACCGUGGCGCGCGAAGAGCCGGACCGCGGCACGGCCAGCACCGAGCGCGGCCAGAGAGGUCCCGAAGAGCAGGGUGCCGCCGAGCCGGCGCCGCCGGGAGGAGAAGGGACACCGGAAAGGAUGGAGGGCGCCUGCCCGGGCACCGCAGCCCCCGGGGCGACGGAGACGGGACCCGAGGGCCCGACCCCGGCGCCGGACGGCAGAGCUGCCCCCAGCCCUGCGGGCGGAGCCCUGAAGUCCAUCAUGAAGAAGCGGGACGGUGCCGCCAGGAGCGAGGCCGAAGGCAGCAAGAAGAGCCUGCAGUUCGUGGGGGUGCUGAACGGCGAGUACGAGAGCACCUCCAGCGAGGAGGAGGAGGAGGAGGAGGAGGAGGAGGAGGAAGGAGACAGCUCCUCCGAGAAGGUUUCCGCCGACAGCUCCGACAGCGAGGUGCAGGGGGACACGGACACCUCGGACGAGGGAGGCGAGAGCGACCCGGGCAGCGCGGGGCAGGGGGCCGCGCCGGGGGACGGCGAGGCCGUGCCGGAGCCCCCCGAGGUGAAGGAGAAGUUCGAGCUGAGCCCCAGGAUGCGGGAGGCCUGCCUCAUCGUCAAGAGCCACCUGGGCCACCCCGGCGCGGCCAAGGGCAAGGAGGUGCUCGCCAGCAGCAGCCUGGUGCUCCAGGAGUGGUUCCGCGUGUCCAGCCAGAAGUCGUCCGUCCCCGACACCGUCGCCAACCACCUCCUGGCCUUCGCCGAGGUCUCGCCGGCCCUCCUGGCCCACGUGGUCAACCUGGCGGAUGGGAACGGCAACACGGCUCUGCACUACAGCGUCUCCCACUCCAACUUCCACAUCGUGCGGCUGCUGCUGGACACCGGGGUCUGUAACGUCGACCACCAGAACAAAGCCGGCUACACGGCCCUCAUGCUGGCCGCGCUGGCAGCCGUCGAGCAGGAGGAGGACAUGAACGUGGUCAGGAGACUCUUCAGCAUGGGCAACGUCAACGCCAAGGCGAGCCAGGCUGGCCAGACGGCGCUGAUGCUGGCCGUCAGCCACGGCCGGCAGGAGAUGGUGGAAGCCCUGCUGGCCUGCGGAGCCGACGUGAACCUGCAGGACGAGGAGGGCUCGACCGCGCUGAUGUGCGCCUGCGAGCACGGCCGCGUGGAGACGGUGAAGCUGCUCCUGGCUCAGCCCUCCUGCAACAUCUCCAUCGUGGACAGCGAUGGUAACAACGCUGUCGCCAUCGCGCUGGAGGCUGGCCACAGCAACAUCGCUGUGCUCCUGUACGCCCACCUCAACAGCGCAAAGAUGCAGCCACCCCAGGGGACAUCACCGACAGGCACCAAGAGUCCUGGGAGCCCAAAGAAACCAAAUUAGACCGACCUUCAGAUCCAGCCAGGGUCCAGCCGCGUGCUCAGCCAGCUUCCGUCGGUGCUGGGCUGUAAUUUAUGUCCCCCCUCCUGCCACUCCUUUGUGUGCUGUAUCGCUCUCCGAGGCUGCAGAUGUUUUUAUUCCCUUCUCAAUAGAGCAGGCAUCAUCCCUCGGGCUCGCUCGCCCGCGUCUGAGGGGAGCAGCCCGCCCUCAGCUGCCUCCUUCUGCAAAGUGACAGAGGAGCCACAUGUCAAGUGACCUUGGGGAAGGAAAUGCAGCAAGAUGAAGCCAGCCCUGUCCCCUCCCGGUCCCCAUCAGCCCAGCUUCCAGUCACAAUCCCUGCUGCUGCGCCAGCUCGGAGCCCUCUGCAAGUCACUAAAACGACAGAAAACAAACGCAGCCAACACAGUGCACGAUUUCUGCUCUCAGCAGCUCAGGGAAGGCAGCAGAGCGAGCGUCGGGGAGCAGGGCUGCGGAGGCUGAACGGCGGCUCAGCAGCCAGAGGAGGAUGCGGAACCAGAGGCUGCAUCCAGCGCUUCCCUCCCUUCUGCCUGACAGCACCGCUGGAGCAAGCCAGCACGUCUUCCAGCCUCUGGCGGCUGCAAGCCCCGUUAGUAAAUCUGUCACCAGACUGGGCAGAACAUGCUUUUAUUGUCUUUUCUUCCCUCAAAAGAAAUGAAAAACUUGCAAGUUUCAGUGUUUUUAAAUGAGAAACUGAAUACGAAACCCCCCCAGCUAAAGCCAUAGGAAAAGGCCAAAACUAAGCAUUUUUGCCAGGGAAGAAAAGUGCAAGAUCUCACCAGAUUUCCUGCUUGAAUUCCUCCCGGUCUCCAUCCCUUCUGCAGGCCAGGAGCUCGGCUGGGUCCUGGGCCCUGCUGCACAGUGGCAGCUGGAGAAGGCAAAGCCCCACUUAUUGACCGGAGACAGGACAGCUGAUUAACACUGCCUUAGAAACAUGCUGGGAGCAUUUCCAAACUCAAAUACUUGCUCUUUUUUUCUGGCUUUUCCUUCCCCAGCUGACAUCUGAAUUUUCCCUAGCAUGUGCACAUGAAAAGAAGUUAUACUGCUUAGUCAAAAAACACAGUUCAUCAAAUCAGUCAAUGUUUUGCUUUGCUCAACAGAAGCAAAACUUCUGGCUGCUCGGGGCCGCAGCCAGCAUGCCGACAGAAGGGGGGCCACCAGCCACGAAUUCACGCAGUCGGAGACCGUGCACAGCCCGUACCCCACGCUAGGAGCAGGGACCUUCUCCAGAGGGAGACAGAAAUUACCUGUAAACAUUGCCCGUUCUAAGCUUACCUACUGUGAAGACGAGAGCCAACAAAUUAGUCCCUUUCCACCCACUUUCCUUCUCAAGGGGGAGGAGAGGGGCUGAGGAUAGCUCCAGGAAAAAGGUGGGAAGAGCUGUAAGAGCUCAGAGAUAGCCUAGGGCCUGUGAAGAUGGAUGUGUAUGUAAAAGUAUGCGUUUGCGUCUGUGUGCCUGUGUGUUUGUGUGUGCAGCAAGCCGGGUGGGAACACACAAGGUAAGGACUAAGGACUGGGAGAAUAAAAGGCUUUUGCACGUGAAGCAUGCUCUGCCCUCAGGAUCCUUCGCAGAGGAGGAAAGCAGUGCCCCAGCCCCCAUUUCUGUUCCUUGACCCAUCUUCCUCCUGCCACUGCUUCUGCGCCACACAGACCUGGUCUGAGCCAUACUGUAAGCUGGGAAACGCUCCCCGAUAAACCUGUUCUGGGCAACACCCUGCUCUUCUUGCCAUGGACCUGUUUCAGCUUUGCACUGAAAUUAAUAUAAGAUGCUCACAGCAACUCCCUAGUACACUGCUCUGUAUGUAAUUCAUACUCACUGCUUUGGUUUCACAGGUUUGUUUACUGAUAUUUUAAUAUUGAUGUUUAUUUUUAAGAUACAAAUAAAAUUUAAAGUAAAAUUA
Molecule: messenger RNA, 5328 nt
Organism: Dromaius novaehollandiae (emu)
Lineage: Eukaryota; Metazoa; Chordata; Aves; Casuariiformes; Dromaiidae
Gene: KANK3
Product: KN motif and ankyrin repeat domains 3
Exons: 11
Coding region: 422-3412 (996 amino acids)
Biological process (GO): negative regulation of actin filament polymerization
Cellular component (GO): cytoskeleton; cytoplasm
Molecular function (GO): protein binding
Source: RefSeq, a predicted model, not a curated record